Mesorhabditis spiculigera is the source of this 10830-nucleotide messenger RNA. Lineage: Eukaryota; Metazoa; Nematoda; Chromadorea; Rhabditida; Rhabditidae. The record is from the annotation of a GenBank genome assembly.
AUGCGACGCCUUGUGCUGCUGUACGCAGCGCUGGCGUACGCAUGGGGCCAAGUGCUGACACCAUCACAAGUCACCAUAUCCCUCAAUAAGCCGAUCAAAGCCACCUCGACGUGCGGAGAGAUCAAUGGAAAUCCGAUCAAUGAAGUCUACUGCUCAUUGGCUAGCUCUAUGCAAUACACCCCGCUGAACCAAUACUCCUACUCUGAACGAUCACAAUCCGAGCAGAAGAACCUCUUCCAAGAGCUGAGGGCGCCAAGGGAGAGCCAAAUUCUUGGUGGUCACGGCUGCGGAAACUGUAUGGCCGGCGGCCGGGACUCACACCCGGCUCGCUUCAUGGUUGACGGCAACACGAGCUGGUGGCAAUCCCCGCCGCUGUCGCGUGGUAUGCAGUACAAUGAAGUGAACGUCACCAUCGACCUCGAGCAGGAAUUCCACGUGGCCUACGUCUGGAUCCAAAUGGCGAACUCGCCGAAACCGGGCACUUGGGUGCUGGAAAGAUCGAAGGAUUACGGUAUCACCUACGAGCCGUGGAUGUACUUUGCGCCGACUGAGGCCGAUUGCGUUAGGCGUUUCGGUGCUGAGACCAUCGGACCAGUCUUCGAGGACGAGAAGGUGAUGUGCCGGUACGACUUUGCGUCUAUCCAACCGCUGGAGAAUGCUGAGAUGGUCAUCAAUCUCCUCGAACAUCGCCCCCAGCGCACCCACUUCGCUACCUCUCAAGUCCUGCAGAACUUCACCAGGGCGACGAACGUUCGGUUCCGACUUCUGGGAGUGAGGACGCUACAGGGCCACCUGGUCGACCUGAACGAGAAGAACGACCCAACCGUCACCCGCCGAUAUUUCUACGCCAUCAAGGAGAUUCACAUUGGUGGACGAUGCGUCUGCAAUGGUCAUGCUUCGACUUGCGACGUUCUCGACAGCUCCAGGCCGAACUCGCUGCUUUGUCGCUGCGAGCACCGCACCUGCGGCGAUAUGUGCGACCGUUGCUGUCCGGGCUUCGAGCAAAAGAAGUGGCAGCCUGUCACAGCUACCAACAACUUCACCUGCGAGCCCUGUAACUGCUUCGGCAGAUCGGAGGACUGUAUCUAUGACGAGGAGCUGGACAAAAACAAGCAGUCCCUCGACAUUCAUGGAAACUACGAGGGUGGUGGAAAAUGCUUGAAUUGCCGCGACAACACCGAGGGAAUCAACUGCAACAAGUGCAAGUUCGGUUUCUAUAAGCCGGAGGGGGGCGAGGACUGUGACAGAUGCGCCGCCGGCUACUACGACCCGCCAGAGUGCAAGAAGUGUGAAUGCUCAGUGAAUGGAACCCAAGACCAAGUCUGUCUCCCCACUGAUGGCCUGUGCCCGUGCCUGGAUGGAUACGGUGGAGCUCACUGCGACACUUGCGCCGCUGGCUUUACCAACAUCACCGCCGGAUGCGUCGGCUGCACAUGUGACGACGUUGGAGCCCUUAACUCGAACUGCUCGGCUGUGACCGGCCAGUGCGAGUGCAAGGCCGAAUACUCGGGGCUGAGCUGCGGGCAGUGCGCGCAGGGAUAUUUCGGAUUCCCGAAGUGCACUUACUGCAACUGCGACCCGUCCGGAACUGAGGACGGCAUGUGCGACGCGGAAUCUGGACAGUGCCUCUGCAAGCCCGGAUUCGCUGGAGCAAGAUGCGAUCAGUGCGACACCGAAUUCUUUGGGUACCCCGCUUGCAAACCCUGUGGAUGCGCGGGAGCCGGAGCGAAGAGCACCGAGUGCGACCAAAAGACCGGGGAAUGCCCCUGCUCGGCCAACUUCACCGGCAGGGCUUGCGACAAGUGUGCCGCUGGCUUCUACGACUACCCGACGUGCAGGGCUUGCUCUUGCUUGCUGGAGGGUGCGAAGGGACAGACUUGUGAUCAGAAUGGACAGUGCUACUGCAAGGGCAACUACGAGGGCGAACGGUGCGACAAGUGCAAGCCGAACUUCUACAACUUCCCGAUCUGCGAGGAGUGCAACUGCCACCCGAGUGGUGUUACCCCCAACUUUGCUGGGUGUGACAAGGUUGCCCCCGGAGAGCUCUGCUCCUGCCGAAAGCACGUUACCGGCCGCAUCUGCGACCAGUGCAAGCCGACCUACUGGGACCUCCAGUACCACCACCCUGAUGGUUGCAUCAGCUGCGAUUGUAACCUGCCCGGAACCCUGUCGAUGCUGAACUCGUGCGAUGGAAAGACUGGCCAGUGCGUGUGCAAGCGACAUGUUGGUGGACGAGCCUGCGACAAGUGCGGCGAGGGCUACUACAACAUGAGGGCGCACAAUCAGCUGGGAUGCGAGCCCUGCAAUUGUGACCUUGGCGGUUCCCUGCGUGGCGAGUGCGACUCCUCCUCCGGCCAGUGCAAGUGCCGUCCACGCGUCGGCGGCCUGAAGUGCGACGAGCCCAUCGACAACCACUACUUCCCGACGUUGUGGCACAACAUCUACGAGGCAGAAGACGGCCAUAACAUUGACAACCGCCCCGUCCGAUUCUCGACCGAUGAGUCGCAGUUCAAGAACUUUAGCUGGAGGGGAUAUGCUGUGUUUUCGCCGAUUCAGGAAAAGAUCAUUCUCGACAUUGACAUCUCCAAGUCGUCGGUCUACCGCGUUCUGCUGCACUAUCAUAACCCGACCACAGUCCCGAUCACUGCGAUUUUGGCCGUUGCUCCGAGCCGUAUUUCGACACACGACGUCGAGCAGUCCGAGAAGAUCACUUUUGUACCUACUUCUGAACCAUCCACGAUUGAAGCUACUUUGCCUGGAAAGCCGUUCGUGCUCAAUCCCGGAAAGUGGGCUUUGUCGUUGACGACAAAGCAGAGGUUGUUCUUGGACUACGCCGUCAUCAUCCCACAAGAGUACUACGAAGGCACCAUUCUCAAAGAACGACUCCCCGAUCCGUGCCAAGCCUUCAGCAUCCACAACACGACCUGCUUGGACUUGCUGUACCCACCGCUUGAUGCGGCUGUGUCUCGAAUUGAGGGAGACUCCAACAACAUGCCCUUCAUUGAGGUGUACGACGAGGAAGACGCCAAGGAAGAGCGACCACUGGAGAUUAUGGCAGCAGAUCUUCUGCCGGAGAAAAUUGUCGGAACCGCGGCUCAUGUGAAAAAGGCUGAUAAGAAUCGGAUGAUCAAGGCAAAGCUCGACGUCCCCGAAGAUGGUGACUACGUGGUCGUCGUGGAGUACCACAACACCAAGGAGACCAACCUCCCGCUCCAGCUCGAAAUCGUUCAAGACGGCAAGACGAAGCUUGACGGAACUGCCAUCAUUCAACACUGCCCAUUCUCUACCUUCUGCCGCGAGCUCGUCACGGCCGGAGGUAACAUCCCGGAGCUGCGACUCAACAAGGGAGAAGCCGAGCUGCAGUUCAGCGUUGACCACCGCAGCGAGUUCGCCCUGGCCAGUGUCAGCUUGAUCCCGAGGGACAAGUGGAACCACAAGCUGCUCCAUCAGUUCCCCGUUUGCACGCGCAAGAACGGAAAGUGCAUCCCUCAAGCCUACCCGCCGGCCCAAAACUCGGUGACCAACGAGGUGGAGGAUGGCCACAACGCCGAGAAAGCCGUCGAGGGAGCCGCUCUGCCAUUUGAGAUUGCCAACAAGGACUCGAUCAAGUUGUUGCAGCUUGAGCCGGAACAGCAAAUCGAAAUCUCGGGCGUCGUCCCCCAACGUGGUCACUACCGCUUCAUCGUCAACUACUACAAUCAGGACAACACUCCAUUCGAGGCUGAUGUUUUGGUGCAGAAUAACGAUCAAUACUACCACGGAACUCUACCGCUCGAGUACUGCCCCUCAAUCUCCGGAUGCCGCGCCGUGAUUCAUGAUCGCGAUCGUGGAAAGCAGAUCAACCAAUUCUGGAUGGAGGAGAAGUACACGCUCACCUUCACCGUCAACGACACGACGAAGCCUAUCUACAUUGAUUCUGUAACCGCCGUCCCCUACUCGGACUACAACGACAAUCUGAUGAAGCUGCAACCCAUCGACUUGUCGAGCGAGUUUGUCGAGCAGUGCAAGGAGAACAUCUUCAAGAAUGCCAACGCCUCCGACUUCUGUCGUGACAAGAUCUUUACCCUGACCACCGACUUCAACCAGGCCGCCCUGUCGUGUGAUUGCAUGGCUGCUGGCUCCUCCUCGUUCAACUGCCAGCCCUACGGCGGCCAGUGCGACUGCAAGGCCAACAUCAUCGGAAGACGCUGUGAUCGAUGCGCUCCCGGGCACUACUCGUAUCCGGAUUGCUUGAAAUGCAAAUGUGGCCCGAACCAACAGUGCGACGAGCAGACCGGCCAGUGCUACUGCGCCCCGCAUGUUGAUGGACAGAAUUGCGACAAGUGCGUCUCCAACGCGUACGGCUACGACCCGCUGAUCGGAUGCCAGCUUUGCGGAUGUAAUCGUGACGGAUCUGAUGGCGGAAACCUCGAAUGCGACCCCCUGAACGGCCAAUGUCUCUGCAAGGAGAAUGUCGGCGGAAGGAUGUGCGAUCGUUGCUUGGCCGGAUUCUACCGUUUCCCCCACUGCGCCGAGUGCAGAUGUAACCGAGACGGUACCACCGAAGACGUCUGUGACCCACAUACGGCUGUCUGUCGCUGCAAGGAGAACGUGUAUGGUCCGAUGUGCGAGAGCUGCAAGCCUGGAACCUUCGAUUUGUCGGAUGCCAACCCGCAGGGAUGUGCUGACUGCUUCUGCUUCGGCGUCACUGAUCAGUGCCGAUCCGGGAACUUCCCGUUGGCUAUGAUGGCGUUUAACAUCUCCGGCUACAGCGCCAGCGACAAGAACGGCCAGACCACCGUCGUCAAGGACAUCGUCAAGUACGAGCCAGGAGAGGGUGGAGCGCCCAAGGACGUCUACAUCAACGUCCCGAUCCCGUCCGGGUCCGACUAUACCGGAAGCUACGGACUGAUGAUCCACUACAAGCUCGCCGUUCAACCCCCGGAUGACUCCAAAACCAUGUCAUCGGAGCCUGAUCUCCGUCUGACGGGCCGUAACGUCACUGCCGAUUUCUGGGCUCCAGAGCAACCGGCCGAUCCAUCGGUGCCGUUCUCCGUGGAGCUGGACAUCUUACCGGAAAAUUUCCUCACCUCCACCGGCAAGCCCAUCACCCGGCCCGGAUCUGAUGAUGCUCCUCUUCCACCUCGAGAACAUCCAGGUCAAGGGCUCUUUGGCAUUGAAGUCUCUCGCGAAGACUAUGGAGACACCAGACGCAAGGCUUCCUCCGUGGAACAGUGCGGAUGUCCGGCACCGUACAAGGGAGCGUCGUGUCAGGAAUGCAACGACGGCUACUACCGCGUGAAGACCGGCCCGUACCUUGGAGCCUGCGUUCCGUGCGAAUGCAGCGGACACUCUGGUACCUGCGAUCCGGAGACUGGAAUCUGUUCCGACUGCGAGCACAAUACGCACGGAGACCACUGCGAGUACUGUAACGAAGGCUUCUACGGUGACGCCACCGAGAUGAGCCCGUAUGCCUGUACCGUCUGCAGCUGCCCGACCCCAACCAACAACGUGGCAACGGCCUGCCAGGCUUCGGAUUAUGGAGAGAUGUUGUCGUGCACUUGCAAGCCUGGAUACUCUGGGGAGACUUGCGACCGCUGUGACAGUGGAUUCUUCGGUGAGCCAACGCUGGACGGAGGCAUCUGUCAGCAAUGUAACUGCAACGGAAACAACAAUUUGACCGAUCCGAGAGCUUGCCAUCCUCAGUCUGGUGACUGCUACAUGUGCGAGAAGCAUACCAGCGGCCGUCACUGCGAGUGGUGCGAAGAGUGGUACUACGGCGACGCUGUCGAGAAGAAGAACUGCGCCGAAUGUGGAUGCGAUCGCUGCGGAGCCGACUACUGCGAUAACAAGAACGGCACCUGCCAAUGCAAGCCGAACAUUGGCGGCGAGAAGUGCGACCACUGCGUUGCUGAUCAUUGGGGUUUCGAUACUUGUCAGGGAUGCCGCGCCUGCCACUGUGGUCUGGCUUCAUCCUCCUCCCAAUGCCACGAUCAAACCGGACAGUGCGCUUGCCUGCCCGGAGCUGCCGGACUUCGCUGUGAAGUUUGCGAGAACGGUUUCUGGAACUACGGACCGAAUGGAUGUCAGAAGUGCGACUGUGAGGCCGAUCUGUCGAUGGGAACUGUCUGUGACGUACGCACCGGCCAGUGCCACUGCCAAGAAGGCGCCACGGGACCUCGUUGUGACCAGUGUCUGCCAAGUUAUCUCAGGAUUCCGACGCAUGGCUGUAGACGAUGUGACGAAUGCGUCCACUCCCUCUCCACGGACGUCGACCGCCUUGGACUCUCUACCUUCGAUCUCGAAGGAGCUAUCGGAAACAUUUCCGCUUCUACCGUAGCUGGUGCUCGAUUGAGCCGCUCCAACAAGACGCUGUUCAACAUCCAGAGCGUCGCCGACAAGAUCAACAACUUCAACCUGGAAGACCACACCGGAUUCUUAAGCGAGGCGAGGGCCGUCACCGGCAACGUUACAGCUCUGGCGAGCUCGGCAAACCGGACGGCUUGGGUGAUGAACGACGAUCUGACACGUGGCCAAAACCUGACCGGAAAAGCUGAAGACGUUCUGACAAACAUCCGAGAUCGCGCAGGAGUUGCCACCAUGGUUGUUGAUGAGAUGAAGAAUCUGGCGAACAGCAUCGGAAGUGGGGCGAAGGCGCUUGAGGUCAAGCCCGAAUGGCUUUCGGAGGCCCAGCAGACUUUGGAGACGCUCAAGAACUUCAAUGAUCAACGCCCACCCAAACUUGAAGAAGUCCAGAACCGAGUCGAGGCUGUCAAGGAGAAGAUCACUGAAUUCUCGUCGAAGAACACGGCGAUGAAGGAGCGAUUCGAGAAGACGUUGAAGUCGGUCGAAGAUGCUCAGACGUUCGUCAAGGAUGCCGAGACCGAGCUGGCCAAGACGAGCAAGAAUAUCCGGGAAGCUAACCAAAAGCGCAAAGACCUCUCCCUGUUCCACCUCGAAUCGCUCGGCUCUGGAAUCCUCGCCGACUCCGAGACGGCCCGGACCAACCGGAAGGCGGUCGAUGGGCUGACAAACGAUGCGGAUGAGGAACUGGCAAAGCUGAAGGAGCAAAACGAGGCCAUCAAGGCGAGCAAGGACAAGCUUGGAGAGACCAAGAUCAAGCUGGCCGAAGCGAAGGACGAGACUGGAAUCAGGAUGAAACGGGAUGUUAAUGACGUUGAACUUAGGGCCAAUGCUCGUGCUCACGCCGACACCCUCAAGCGCCAAUCCCAAGAGCUCGACCACAAGUUCGGAGGUUCCCGCCAAGCUUCUCACUUUGCGGUAGAAGCAGCUGGUGCUCACGACAAGAUCGCAGAGUCUCUGAAGAACGCUUCCGCCAAGGCCGACGACAUCCAGUUGGCCCUCAGCGAGCACGACAUCGAGAGCAUGAAGAAGGAGGUGGCAGAUGGAAAUGAGAAGACCCAGGAGCUGACCCAGAAGACGAACAACCUGAAGAAUGAGGACCUCACCAAGCUGAAGGCCGAGUCCGAGCAGGCCAAGCAGAGGGCACAGGCUGUCAAGCAGGAGAUCGAGAGUUUGAAGGAGCGGAAGAGGAAUGUUGAUGAGAUGAUAGCCAAGCCGGCUUAUGACAAGAGCCAGCUCGAGGCGAUUAGCACUCAAGUCGACUCGUUGGCCGAGAAGCACAAGGAUUUGAUGGGCUCGCUGCAGGACAAUCGGGAGGAGCUCAAGAAAAACGCGGAAUCCGCUGAGAAGGCCAUCGAAAAUUACACGAAGGCCAAGCAGGGCAUCAAGGUCAUCAACAAGAACAUCGAGAACCUGAAGACGUUGAUCCCAGAUGUCUCCAACCGGUUCAACGCGGCCCUCGAGGCGCAAAAGGGAAUCCAGCAGAAGCUCGACGACGUCAUGGCCAGGGUCAACGAGAUGAAGGAACGGAUCUCGAUCGCCCGCGACACCGCGAAUCGCAUCAAGCUGGGCGCCCACUUCGAGAAGGGAAGCAGCUUGGACUUGUCGUUGCCGGAUAGGGUCACUCGAUCUGCCGCCUAUUCGGAUAUUUCGUUUAACUUCAGGACCACGCAACCGCAUGGUAUUCCGCUGUUCUUUGGAAAUGAGGAAGGAUCUUCCGGAACUCGAGCUGUCCCCACCGACGAUUACAUUGCUGUCGAGAUUGAGCACGGUCGCCCGAAAGUGUCGAUGAACUUGGGCGACGAGCCGGUUGUUGUACUGCUUGAUACCCCUGUCACCGACGGCCAAUGGCGACGCCUUCACAUCGAGAGAAUCGGAAAAUCGGUGUCUGUGACGCUGUACGAGCCUGACUCUGAGAUGUUCCACGAGAAACGCAGCUCCACCGCCAAGGGCUACAAGUCGGUGCUGAACUUGCACCAGAAGCUGAGCCGGCUCUUUGUGGGAGGAAUUCCGCAGUACACUAGGGUCACCCGCGACGUGCACAACCGCGACUUCGUCGGUGACGUCGAGGGACUCCAGAUGCACGGCCAGCCAGUCGGACUUUGGAACGCGAGACCGCAGGGUGUCGUCCAAGUUCAAGGCGUCGAGCGCUUCUCGCCGGAUACCAUCGAUCUUAAGUCGGAAAUCUCUCUCGAUGGAGCCGGAUACGCCACCUACAAAAUGGGAGCCUGGAAUCCGAGGCAGAAGACGAACUUCCAGCUGUCAUUCUUGACGUUCUCGCCGGAGGGACUGUUGUUCUUUAUCGGACUGGAGCGCGACUUCCUCUCCCUCGAACUUCACGAUGGUAACGUCAAAGCCUCCUUGGACCUUGGAACUGGAGUUGGAACUUUCGAGUCAACCGGACUUCAACUAAACGAUGGUCAAUGGCACACGGUAGCUGUCAACCGUGUCGAGAAGCACGUCGUCGUGACGGUCGAUGGGGAAACGGUAGCAGAAGGGGACGCCCCUGGCGACAUGUCCGAGCUGUCCAUCUCCGAUUUCUACUACCUGGGUGGUACCCCGAUGGGUGUCAACGUCAGGACAACGGUCGAGACACUGCGUGGAUGCAUCAAGGACGUUCGCCUCGACGGUGCCAACGUCAACCUCCAGAAGUCGCAGGAGAGCAAGGGCGUCAGGAAUGCUUGUACUGCGCAUGUGGUUCGCGAGAUCUCGAUUCUCUCCGAACGCUCUCGUGCCGCCUUCUCCAACAUCACCAUCGCCGAUGAAGUCGAAGCCACGCUCAAAUUCAAGACCCAAGAGUCCACUGGACAACUGUUGACCAUCGCUACCGAGGAUGAUAUCCCAAUCCUCCUGAUCGGCUACAUCAACGGCAUGCUGCACGUCGAGUCGAAUGGCAAGGAGAAGGCUACCGUAGAGCUCGCCUCGGCUUCUGAUAGCCAAUGGCACUACGUGGCUGUACGCCGGACGAAGGAGAAUCUGCGCGUUGACGUCGACGAUCUGUUCAGCCACGAGAUUCCGAGGGUGGCGGACAGCGAGAUGAUUCCUCAAAACCAAGUUUCAGAGGCCGGCGAAAAGGGCAAGAUCGUCUUCGGCAAGCACGAGAAGGGCCACUUCAUCGGCUGCAUCGGGGAUGUAACGCUGAAUGGAAAGUUGCUGAACUUUGCCAAGGCCGAAACCACCGAAGUGCAACGCAGCGGCUGUGCUCUGGCUCCGGAUCAGCAGUCGACAUCGGCGAGCCGGUCACCCAACUUCCAACCGACGAUGGUGAGGAAAUUUCGGAUAUUGAGGACGCUACCACGACAACGGUUGCGACACCAAAGAUCACCCGUCGCCCCAACCAGUGCUUCCUGCCCAGAAACUCCAUCGGACCUCAAGAAGAUUCCGAUGGACUUCGCUACGGUGCUCAUCCCAACUCGCGACUUGAAUUCGAAAAGACCCCCGGAUCCGUUUGAUAAGAGCGGCACCUUCUCCUUCCAACUUCGCGCGACCGGGUCAUCUGGAGUUAUCUUGUAUGCCACCGACGGCAAGGACCACAUCGGAAUCUACCUGGCGAACGGCAUGAUCAAAUUUGCCUUCGAUACCGGAAGUGGACAGAUCACAAUCGCAUCUAACCGAUCCCUUCUCGACGACGAGUGGCACACCGUCAAGGCGUACAGAAAUGGAAAUGGCGGUACGCUUACCGUCGACACCGAACUGGUUGAGGUCCCGUCUACUGACAUCUCCGGUGGCUCCGAAUCUGUCGAUACCGUGCCCCCGCUCUAUUUCGGUGGUGUCCCCACGAAUCUGGCAAAUCCCGUCCGAACCGUCGUCCCGCAGAUCAGAACCGAAUUCUCGGGAUGCCUGCGCGACUUGAAGCUCAACGACAAGAAGCUGGACGCCGAGGCCAAGGAGAUCGGCACCGUGCCCUGUGAUCAGUUCCAGGAGAGCGGUAUGUUCUUCGGGGAUGCCGGAGGGUACGCCAUCAUCAGCAAGGAGUUCACGGUCGGUACCACCUUCACUGCCGAGCUCGAGGUUCGUCCUCGUGUCAACACUGCCGUCUUGUUCUCCGUCGGAGUGCUGGAGUACGUCAAUCUGGAGAUCAUCAAUGGAAAGGUCCGCCUCUCCGUCGAAUCCGGUGACGGCGCCGAGUCGAUCAACUACAGCCCAUACAGCGGAAACGUGUCUCUUUGUGACGGUCAUUGGCACAGUAUUAAGAUCAACAAGAAGAAGCACGUCCUCGCCCUGACCGUCGAUGGUCGCUCCCAGCUGAAGAUUCUAAAGAAGACUGGAAAAUCAGAGAUCUUGACGAAAGACCCGGUCUAUGUUGGAGGAGUUCCGGAAGGAGCUGCGAAUAAGGGAUUGAAAACGCGAGACACCUUCGUCGGCUGCAUGCGCGUCGUGCACUUUGGCAACAAGAAGGAGCGCCUCCGCGUCCGCAUGAGGAAGCAGAUCCCAGCCUCGGAAAUUGAUGUCUUUGGCGACGUCAACAAAAUGGAGUGCCCUGUUAAC